Tigriopus californicus is the source of this 3225-nucleotide messenger RNA. RefSeq lists its product as uncharacterized. The record is from RefSeq and is a predicted model, not a curated record. Gene Ontology annotation, biological process: synapse organization. The coding region runs from base 1797 to 2900 and encodes 367 amino acids. The transcript has 8 exons. Lineage: Eukaryota; Metazoa; Arthropoda; Copepoda; Harpacticoida; Harpacticidae. Gene Ontology annotation, cellular component: neuron projection membrane.
AAAAGUGCCCCAAAGUGAAGAGUUCCGUCUGAGGAAUGAGAAAAUGUUGCCUUAGUGAAAGCUUAUGACGAUUAAUCAAGGUGCCUCAUCUCACUUGCAAGUUACGCAAAAAAUACAUGGGGUCUUUGCCACCCCCACAACACUUCCUGAAUGAGCUUUAUGGCCUGAUGCAUCUCCAAGAACAUUGAUUACUUAUCCUUUGCGUGCCAGCCGGAGGAGCCGAGCCCGGCCACCACAGGCUGGUUCCUCGUCGUCUCCCGCCAAUCCAUUCCAGCAAUCCCAUUUCAAUCUCGAACAUUAUCAUCCAAGUCCCACAUUCUCAUCAUCGUCAGUGCAGUUCCGUCAACGAGCGAUCACUUGACUCUGGAAAAAAAAACCACCAAGGCCGCCGACAAGCACACACGUCAACCCUUCCCAAAGGAGAGCCAUAACGUUGGACUCACAAAUCACAGAUUGGCAAACCCCCCCGAUCUUUCUUCUCUGGACCAGUUAUGAAGAAUAAUGACCCCAUGUCUCCUAGUCGGUGGUCCAGAAUUCAUGAACUAAGUACGUAGUCCGGAGUCGUCGGAUAAUCCAGUCAUACGCGUAUUAAAGAUGUCCUGAAACGGAACUCGGUCCAACGUUCCACAUUUAAUGGCGAUAGACAUAAACGCUUCGCACGCAGGCUGCUUUAUGGACCUUGGGCCUUGAGAUUUACACAUAAGCACGGUCUUGGAUAUUACCCUGUACACGAAGACUUGCUCACUUCGAGGAAGUUGACAUUUUGAUAUUUUUUGUAGGCUCCGUCCAACGAUCAAUGAAGGCAUUCGUGUCGUGUUUUGCCACGUGGUGGUCUACCUAAUUAGCCGCCUAUUCACUCAAUGACGCAGAUUGAGGCCAAUCCCAAAAUAUGGGACGAUGCCAGGCGCUCUUGUGGAUGUGUGGUUAAAACUCAAUCUGGCCAAACCACAAAUCUCUGUUGAGAUUCGCGGGUCUUACCGCCACCAGGAUCAACCCAGAUUUCAAGGACACCCUAAGGAGAGCCGAGAAUAUUAAUGAGUCGUGGUGAGUGGUGACUGGGACGGGUUUUGCCAAUGGUAGGAUCAUGAAUAUUGACGUUGCAGAAGGUUUGGUUUGAGGUCGCGUAAAGUUGCACACGGUGGGAUCAAACGCGAGCAAGAAAAAAAAAAUUGCACUCGCAUUGCAACCCGCAAAGCAGCCAUCUCUUUUAUGCAAGUGGUGGGACCUCUAAUUUGCCAUAAACGUCAGUUUGCAGAGGCGAACGUGACAAGCACAGGCCAAAGACCAAAGUGAAUUUUUCGUGUGGGGACCAAAAGAACGACGCAUUUAUAAACAUUGUUGGCCUUGGCCAAAGACACUGGAAUUCGGUGAAAAGACUCUCCGGAUAAACAAGUCUAAAAAGAAGAACCGCUUGAAGGGCUUUGCCUCAUAAAGGAUCGAACGAACUUCUUGAGGUGGGCUCAUUUAUCAAGAGCAAUUUAAGCCUUGUCACCCUGGUUGGCAAAGCACAAUAACGGGUCUUUGGAGCUUUCAAGUGAAACAGACCAAUGUGAACGAACGACGCCAACCUUAAGAAAGCGGUGCUUCAGACAGAAAUCCCUCUUUUAGUUUCGGAUUGGAAGAAACAAUUGGCCUUUGUCGUGUUGUCGUCGUCGUGGACGUCGUGGACGUCGUCGUCGUCGUCGUUGUAGUCUUAGUGCGAGUUGUUGGAUCCUUUCUGUUCUUGGCUCUAUAAGCCGUUGAAGAAUUGGAGCAAAAAGCUCGACGAGAUUGUAAAGAAACAAUCUGACAAGAAGAUGGAUAGAUCUAUCAUCACUAGCCUCCUCGUCCUGCAAAUGGGUUAUGCCAUCCAUUCCGACCCACAGCUGGAGUACAGCUCCGUUUCGCCACUGGUUCCCCUGGAUAUUGAGUUUCCAGCUAUCACAGAUGCCUCGGGCAAGCCCCUCUUUACCGGAUUAUAUUCCGGUCCUUACUUCGAUCUCAGUCGAAUGCCAACUAAUGUCACGGCCCAGGUGGGAGGACCGGCCUUCUUGCCCUGCAAGGUCAAACAAGUGGGCAACCGAGCGGUAUCUUGGGUGCGAAAAUGGGACUCGUAUAUAAUCGGAGUGGACGAAGUCACUUUCAUUUCAGACGAACGCUUUCGCAUUCUUAAGCCCGAUCAAAGCGAGAACGAAUGGAAUCUCCACAUCAAACCAGUUCGACUUUCCGAUGCUGGAGUGUACGAGUGUCAGAUUAGCACAAAGUCCAAAAUGAGCCAUUACAUCAAAUUGGACGUUGUAGUUCCAAUAGUGGAGAUUGAAAGUGACAUUGGAGAUAUCCACGCUCAAACCGGAAGUCAAGUUCGGCUAACUUGUGCCAUACGGAACACGCUCCAUCGACCUCGAUUUGUCAACUGGUACCAUGACAACCAGCGACUCUCUCCAAAUUCUCAAACCAUCAUUCAUCCGCUGAAAACCGUUCCCAAAAGUGACCAGGAUCCCACGAAGAGCCUCAACAGCUCGAGCUCCUCGUCGACAUCGUCGUCGUCGUCACCCUCUAAAUCAGUGGUACCCAAAACCAAUCAAGGAGGACCGAGCUUUAGCCGCGGAGGCAGAGAUUACCAUUCCAUAAUCACCUUACAACAUGUUCAGGCUGAUCAGAGUGGGCGUUACACUUGUCAGCCAUCGUCAGAUGUGUAUCAGCUUCCGGAGACUCACGUGGAUCUCCACAUUGUUAAAGGCGAGACGUUAGCCGCCAAAUCUGAGCGUGAUCACAACGAAGACAGUGAUCAUCUGAUGAACUCCUCGGCCUCGCAAGCCUCUUCAACCUCCAAUGGAGGAUUGGGUCACACCUCGGUCGUUUUGGGUCUGGGUGAAGUAUUGGCAUUCACGGUGGCAAUUUCUCGAUGGCCAUCCUUGUAGAAUGGACAAGAAGAGUACGAGUAGUGGACAUGAUAUCUGCCGAUUGCAAUUGCCAACCACAUGUUACCAUGAGUAUUAUUCAUGACUAUUUUUUGAAUUAAUAAAAAAAUCUGCUGAAUGGUAAAAUGUACUUGGGAGGCUUUCUUUCAUAGUGCUGCAUGCGGCAUUUCGCUGUCGGGCCUUUGAUGACAAGAAGCCUUCCGAGUUCAUAGAUCAGGGUCCUUAGGGAUAGAUUAGAACCACUGUUGUGCCCAGGUAAUCUUACAAAAAGCGAUGAACAAGGAAGGCCAUUUUCCACAGUUAACAACGGACUGGUUUGAUGCUU